AUGCUUAGCUCACGCACACACACCCGCGAGGUAGAACCUGUCCUUGCCAUAAAAAGCAAAAGAGCCGUAGUUGUGGCCGUUCCGCUCCUCGCGCCGAGCUUCUUGAUAGACAAUCCUAGAUCGCCAUGGAUGAUCUUGCCUGACCUGGUCAUUGCAGCGUUGAAAAUUGCUUUUGCCGCUGGUGACCACUACCAGUAUGCAUCCGGUUGCAUCCCUCCACUCAACAACCCCCGGAAGUAG
This is a messenger RNA of Akanthomyces muscarius, 240 nucleotides long. RefSeq lists its product as uncharacterized. The transcript is spliced from 2 exons. The record is from RefSeq and is a predicted model, not a curated record. The coding region runs from base 1 to 240 and encodes 79 amino acids. Lineage: Eukaryota; Fungi; Ascomycota; Sordariomycetes; Hypocreales; Cordycipitaceae.